AUGGGUCUAAACUUGGAGGAAAUCUAUGGCAAAGAUAUAAGUGAGGUCCAAGCUCCGCACGAGUAUUCGGAGUACCAGCCAAAGAAAGGUUAUGGCUGGGCCAAUACACUGCCCGAGAGGCAGGGUCUUUAUGACCCCGAAUACGAGAAAGAUGCUUGUGGUGUAGGAUUUGCGGCCCACAUCAAGGGUAAAGCAAGCCACAAGAUUGUCAGCGAUGCUCGCAAUCUCUUGUGCAACAUGACCCACCGUGGAGCGGUUGGUUCAGACGCACGAGAUGGUGAUGGUGCCGGUGUCAUGACCAGUAUCCCCCACAAGUUUUUUAUCAAGAACUUUGCUCGUGAGGAGGGUCUGGACCUCCCUCCACUGGGUCAGUAUGCGGUUGGAAAUUUGUUCUUCAAGCCCGACGAAGAGACUGUGAAGCAAUCAAUUGCCAAUUUCGAGGAAUUGGCUACCUCACUUGGCCUGCGCGUCUUGGGAUGGCGUGAGGUCCCCCACGAUUCCACAAUUCUGGGUCCUGCGGCCUUGUCACGAGAGCCUACUAUCUUACAACCGUUUGUCGUGUUGAGAUCUGCUUAUGGCGAAGGCAACAAGCCUGAGAUUACUGACGUUGAGAAGUUUGAUGCGCGAACCUUUGAGCUCCAGCUCUACGUUUUGCGAAAGCGCGCCACCCACGUUAUUGGUAUGGGCAACUGGUUCUACCUGUGCUCGCUCAGCAACCGUAAUAUUGUCUACAAGGGUCAAUUGUCACCCGUACAAGUUUACCAAUACUACCACGAUCUCGUGAACGUGGACUACGAGGGUCACUUUGCGCUGGUCCACUCACGUUUCUCAACCAACACAUUCCCCUCUUGGGACCGUGCUCAACCGCUGCGAUGGGCUGCUCACAACGGUGAGAUCAACACUCUGCGAGGAAACAAGAACUGGAUGCGUGCCCGUGAGGGAGUCCUCCGAUCAGAGGUUUUCGGAGACGAGCUCGACCAGCUGUACCCCAUUGUUGAGGAAGGUGGAUCCGACUCGGCGGCCUUUGAUAACGUUUUGGAAUUGCUCAUGAUUAACGGUGUUCUGUCUCUGCCCGAGGCUGUGAUGAUUAUGAUUCCCGAGGCCUGGCAGGACAACCCUGCUAUGGAUCCGGCCAAGUCUGCCUUCUACGAAUGGGCAGCUUGCCAGAUGGAGCCUUGGGAUGGUCCGGCCUUGUUUACCUUCUCCGAUGGUCGGUACUGCGGUGCUAACCUUGAUCGUAACGGCCUGCGUCCGUGUCGUUUCUACGUCAUGGAUGAUGACCGGAUUGUCUGUGCCUCGGAGGUCGGUGCUAUCGAUAUUGACCCCGAGCGCGUGGUUCAAAAGGGCCGUCUGCAGCCCGGAAAAAUGCUGCUGGUUGAUACCGUGGCUGGACGUAUUAUUGAUGACUCUGAACUAAAGCAGAAGGUCGCUAAACGUGAGGACUUUGCCAGCUGGCUGGACAAGGAACUCCUCAAGCUGCCUGCGAUUGAAAAGCUGCUGGUGGAACAGAAGGUGGACCUUUCAUUCACCCUCGAUGAGAACACUGUACAGAAUGAUCCCCGUCUCCGCGCAUUCGGCUACUCCUUCGAGCAGGUCAGUUUGCUUUUGGGUCCCAUGGCUGCGGACUCCAAGGAAGCCCUUGGUUCUAUGGGUAACGAUGCUCCCCUGGCUUGUAUUGCCCAGCAACCCCGUCUCCUCUACGAGUACUUCCGUCAGCUGUUCGCUCAGGUCACCAACCCUCCCAUUGACCCUAUCCGAGAGGCUGUUGUUAUGUCCCUGGAGUGCUACGUUGGUCCACAGGGUAACCUGCUGGAAAUGGACCCUACUCAGUGCCACCGUCUGCUGCUCCCAUCACCCAUCUUGAGCAUGCCUGAGUUCAAUGCGCUGAAGAACAUCACCCGCGCCCACAGUGACUGGACUGUUCGCACUAUCGACAUCACUUUCGAGAAGAAGAAGGGCACCGAUGGCUACCUCGAGGCACUGGAUGCUAUCUGUGAUGCUACCACUGAGGCUAUCGAGAACGGCGACAAGGUUAUUGUCCUGUCUGACCGUGCCACCGGCGCUGACCGUGUUCCUAUCUCUGCCUUGCUGGCCACUGGUCUUGUUCACCACCAUUUGGUCCGCAACAAGUGGCGCUCUCUGGCUGCUCUGGUUGUUGAAACUGCUGAGGCGCGUGAGGUGCACCACCACUGUGUUCUUUUGGGUUACGGUGCCGAUGCUAUCAACCCCUACCUUGCCCUAGAAUGUAUUCUCAAGAUGAACCGCGAGAAGCUUAUCCGGAAGACCCUGCCUGAUGAGAAGAUCAUCGAGAACUACAAGGCCUCUUGCGAUGGUGGUAUUCUCAAGGUUAUGAGUAAGAUGGGUAUCUCCACCCUCCAGUCCUACAAGGGUGCGCAGAUUUUUGAGGCUCUCGGUAUUGAUGACAGUGUCAUCGAUCGCUGUUUUGCCGGUACUGCUAGCCGUAUCCGCGGUAUCACAUUUGAUCUGAUCGCUCAGGAUGCCUUCGCUUUCCACGAGCGCGGAUACCCCUCUCGUGACAUCGUUGAGAUUCCCGGUCUUCCCGAGUCCGGCGAGUACCACUGGCGAGAUGGUGGUGAGGCUCACAUCAACGACCCCACUAGCAUUGCCAACAUUCAAGAUGCUGUUCGUAACAAGAACGACAAGUCUUACGAGGCGUAUGCCAAGGCAGAGCAUGAGCAGAUCAAGAACUGCACUCUGCGUGGUAUGCUGGACUUUGACUUUGAGCAGCGUAACUCGAUUCCUGUUGACCAGGUUGAGCCCUGGACUGAGAUUGUCCGUCGCUUCGUGACUGGUGCUAUGUCCUACGGAUCUAUUUCCAUGGAAUCCCACUCCACCCUCGCCAUCGCGAUGAACCGAUUGGGCGGAAAGUCCAACACCGGUGAAGGUGGUGAAGAUGCCGAGCGUAGUGACCGUAUGGAGAACGGAGAUACCAUGCGCUCUGCUAUUAAGCAGAUUGCUUCUGGUCGUUUCGGUGUGACAUCUAACUACCUGGCUGAUGCUGAUGAGCUGCAAAUUAAGAUGGCUCAGGGUGCUAAGCCCGGUGAGGGUGGUGAGUUACCUGGUCACAAGGUCCUGGGCCCUAUUGCCCGUACUCGUCACUCCACACCCGGAGUCGGUUUGAUCUCGCCUCCACCUCACCACGAUAUCUACUCUAUCGAGGAUCUCAAGCAAUUAAUCUACGAUCUUAAGUGCUCGAACCCACGUGCUCGUAUCUCCGUCAAGCUUGUCUCUGAGGUCGGUGUUGGUAUCGUCGCUUCGGGUGUCGCAAAGGCCAAGGCUGACCACAUUCUGAUCUCUGGUCACGAUGGUGGUACCGGUGCCUCGCGAUGGACUGGUAUCAAGUAUGCUGGUCUUCCUUGGGAGUUGGGUCUUGCGGAGACUCACCAGACUCUGGUGCUUAAUGAUCUUCGUGGUCGUGUUGUUGUGCAGACUGACGGUCAGCUUCGUACUGGUCGUGAUAUUGCUAUUGCCUGUCUGCUCGGUGCUGAAGAGUUUGGUUUCGCCACUACUCCCUUGAUCGCUAUGGGUUGUGUGUUCAUGCGAAAGUGCCAUCUCAACACUUGCCCCGUUGGUAUUGCAACCCAGGAUCCUGAGCUCCGUAAGAAGUUCAAGGGUACACCCGAGAAUGUCAUCAACUUCUUCUUCUAUGUUGCCAACGAAAUGCGUGCUAUCAUGGCCAAGCUGGGUGUUCGCACCAUUAACGAAAUGGUUGGUCGCGCCGAGCUGCUCAAGGUCCGGGAUGAUAUCCGCACCCAGAAGCAGGAGCGCAUUGAUCUCUCCCUUAUUCUGACCCCCGCUCACUCGCUUCGUCCCGGUGUCGCCACCUACAACGUCCGCAAGCAAGACCACCGUCUUCACACUCGCCUUGAUAACAAGCUGAUUGCCGAGUCUGAACUUGCUCUGGAGAAGGGUCUCCCCUGCCGCAUUGAGUGUGAUGUUGUCAACACUGAUCGUGGUAUGGGUGCUACCUUGUCUUACCAGAUCAGCAGACGCUAUGGCGAAGCGGGUCUUCCUCAGGAUACCAUCCACGCCAACAUCAAGGGUUCUGCUGGUCAGUCCUUCGGUGCAUACCUCGCCCCCGGUGUCACCCUGGAGCUUGAGGGUGAUGCCAAUGACUACGUUGGUAAGGGUCUCUCUGGUGGACGUCUGAUCGCCGAAGAGAACGUCAUCGUGGGUAACACUUGUCUUUACGGUGCUACUCGCGGUACUGUCUACUUCCGUGGUCUGGCUGCUGAGCGUUUCGCCGUUCGUAACUCCGGUGCCACUGCUGUUGUUGAGGGUGUUGGUGACCACGGUUGUGAGUACAUGACUGGUGGUCGUGUCCUCGUCCUGGGCUCUACUGGUCGUAACUUUGCUGCUGGCAUGUCCGGUGGUAUUGCUUACGUUCUGGACAAGUACCAGGAUUUCCACUCCAAGAUCAACUUGGAGAUGGUUGAGGUCUCUGGUAUUGAGGACCCCUCUGAGAUUGCAUUCGUUCGCGGUUUGAUCGAGGACCACCACCACUACACCGGAUCUGAGCUCGCCGCCCGUAUCCUCCUUGACUUCAACCGUGCUCUGCCUCACUUCGUCAAGGUCCUUCCUACUGACUACAAGCGUGUCAUGGAGGAAGAGGCUGCCAAGGCUGAAGCUGCGAAGAAGGCCGAGUUCUCCAUUCCUCAGCUCCCUAGCACCCCUGUGGGCGAGAAGACCAAGCACAAGACCGAGGAGAAGAAGGCUGAUUUGCUGGACAUUGAGGAUAGUAUCAGCGAUGCUAAGACAGAGAAGAAGCGUUCUACAUUAAUUCUGGAUAAGACUCGUGGUUUCAUGAAGUACAGCCGUCGCAGCGAGAAGUACCGCAACCCUACCACUCGUACCCGGGACUGGGCUGAGCUGUCCAACCGCCUGAGCGAGGAUGAGCUGAAGUAUCAGUCUGCUCGCUGCAUGGACUGUGGUGUUCCUUUCUGUCAGUCUGACACCGGUUGUCCGAUCUCUAACAUCAUUCCCAAAUGGAAUGAAUUGGUAUUCCAGAAUCAAUGGCAGGAUGCGCUAAACCGUCUGCUCAUGACUAACAACUUCCCCGAAUUCACUGGCCGUGUCUGUCCCGCACCUUGUGAGGGUGCCUGUGUGCUCGGAAUCAAUGAAGACCCCGUUGGUAUCAAAUCCAUCGAGUGCGCUAUCAUUGACCGUGGCUUCGAGAUGGGCUGGAUGGUUCCUCGUCCUCCUCAGACACGCACAGGCAAGACUAUUUCCAUUAUUGGAUCUGGACCCGCUGGUAUGGCUGCCGCUGACCAGUUGAACCGUGCCGGCCACUCGGUUACUGUUUAUGAGCGUGCUGAUCGUGUUGGCGGUCUCCUCAUGUACGGUAUUCCCAACAUGAAGCUGGACAAGAAGGUCGUUCAGCGCCGUGUUGAUCUCAUGGCUGCUGAGGGGAUCAAGUUUGUCACUGGCACAGCUGUUGGUCCUGACAGUGAUGUGACUCUGCAAUCUCUUCGUGCUACUAGCGAUGCUGUUAUCAUCGCUACUGGUGCUACCGUGGCUCGUGAUCUCAAGGUUCCCGGACGUGAGCUCGAUGGUGUUCACUAUGCCAUGCAGUUCCUGCACAAGAACACCAAGUCCCUUCUUGACUCUGGUCUUGCUGAUGGCGAGUACAUCUCCGCGAAGGACAAGCACGUCGUUGUCAUUGGUGGUGGUGAUACUGGAAAUGACUGUAUCGGUACAUCGGUCCGUCACGGCGCGAAGUCUGUAACCAACUUCGAGCUCUUGCCACAGCCUCCCCCAGAGCGUGCCAACGACAACCCUUGGCCCCAGUGGCCUCGUAUCUACCGUGUUGAUUACGGUCACUCGGAGGUGAAGACACACAUGGGCAAGGAUCCCCGUGAGUACUGUGUGAUGUCUACCGAGUUCGUUGGAGACGACAGCGGCCACGUCCGUGGUAUCAACACCGUCCGUGUUGAGUGGACCAAGAGCUCGACUGGUGGAUGGGACAUGAAGACCGUUGAGGGUAGCGAGCAGUUCUUCCCCGCUGACCUUGUUCUCUUGUCAAUGGGUUUCCUGGGUCCCGAGGACCGUCUUCUUGGUGAUGAGAUUGCCCGUGAUCAGCGUAAGAACGUGAAGACUCCUCCUGGUCACUACUCGACCAACAUCCCCGGAGUCUACGCAGCUGGUGAUUGUCGUCGUGGACAGUCUCUGAUUGUUUGGGGUAUCAACGAAGGUCGUCAAUGCGCUCGGGAGGUUGAUUCCGCCCUCAGUGGAAUCAGUUCCCACCUUCCCGUUACUGGUGGAAUCGUCCGUCGACCAGCCAUCGACUCAGUACCCCAGCUAGCAGAGACUCAAGUCAUCGCCUAG
Molecule: messenger RNA, 6345 nt
Organism: Penicillium malachiteum
Lineage: Eukaryota; Fungi; Ascomycota; Eurotiomycetes; Eurotiales; Aspergillaceae
Product: glutamate synthase (NADH)
Exons: 7
Coding region: 1-6345 (2114 amino acids)
Molecular function (GO): FMN binding; iron-sulfur cluster binding; flavin adenine dinucleotide binding
Source: RefSeq, a predicted model, not a curated record